AUGUCUUCAUCGGAACUGCCACCGUCCGAAGUUCUACAACAUGUAGUCGAUGUCCACUGUCAUCCCACAGAUGCACCCUCGAUACUUCCCGAAUCAAUGGAGAAGUUAGAUAUAACAAUCUGUGCUAUGAGCUCAAACCCUUCAGAUCAGCCAUUAGUCUAUAAUUUAGCCAAAUCGCAUCCUCGGAAGGUGAUCCCUUGCUUUGGCUACCAUCCCUGGUUCUCUCAUCUCGUUUGUCUCCGUGGAGAUGUUUCCAAAGAGGAUCAUUAUCGAGACUUAUUCUGCGCAUCUAGUGCUGAAGAUCUCGAAGCCUUCAACGCUCUCUUGACAAGCCUUCCCUUGCCUAUUCCCCUUGACAAUCUCUUGGUCGACUUACGCCGGAACCUCCAAGAGUUUCCUCACGCUAUGCUGGGCGAAGUCGGUCUUGAUCGCGCGUUCCGUAUACCUUACGAUUAUAACGCGUCUCCCCGCAAGUUGUCCCCUUUCACGGUUCCAAUCCAGCAUCAGAUCACAAUCUUACAAGCACAAAUGGACCUCGCAGUCGAAUUGGGCAGAAAUAUCAGUCUACAUAGUGUGAAAGCACACCAACCCACAAUGGAACUGCUUGCUAACAUGGAAACCAAACACGGUGUAGAUCGUUGGAACAAAAUUAGCUUAGAUUUGCAUAGUUGUGGAUUCAAACCGGAGAUGUUGAAAGAUAUUCAGAGGCGUUACGCGAACACAUUCCUUUCAUUGUCUACUGUGAUAAACGGGCGGUCCCCUAAUCAUCUAUCAUUAAUCAAGGUCUGUGAUCCCCUUCGUAUCCUGGUGGAAUCCGAUUACAACGACGUGGAUAUGUGUACUGAACAAACGUGGGGCAUGAUUCGCACUACGGCCGAUGUCAAAGGUUGGACAAUUGAGACCGAGUGGAAUGAAAAUGAAAAUGAUUCCUCAAAAUGGGGAGUUGUUCGACGGUUGGAAAAAAAUUGGUUAAGGUUCAAGGCCGGGCACCAUUCUGCGAAGAAAAGGAAGUAA
Molecule: messenger RNA, 1014 nt
Organism: Lentinula edodes (shiitake mushroom)
Lineage: Eukaryota; Fungi; Basidiomycota; Agaricomycetes; Agaricales; Omphalotaceae
Exons: 3
Coding region: 1-1014 (337 amino acids)
Molecular function (GO): hydrolase activity, acting on ester bonds
Source: RefSeq, a predicted model, not a curated record